Plasmodium vinckei vinckei is the source of this 798-nucleotide messenger RNA. Its product is annotated as conserved Plasmodium protein, unknown function. The transcript has a single exon. The record is from RefSeq and is a predicted model, not a curated record. NCBI's taxonomy places the organism in Eukaryota, Apicomplexa, Aconoidasida, Haemosporida, Plasmodiidae. Bases 1 to 798 code for a protein of 265 amino acids.
AUGAAAUACUUUAUAUUAUUUAAUGUUUUCCUUUACUUUUAUAAAAUAAACAAGUAUUAUAUUGAAGAUCAUAAUUUUUAUAAUGUGUCCUACAAAAAAGGAGAUGAUCUUUUCAAAUUAAAUUUAAAAGAUUUACCAUGUAGUAUAGAAAUAAAAAAUAGAAAACAAAGAAUAUUAUAUGAUCUGUCAAGGAAAAGACGAAGGAAUCGAAAAAGAAGAGGAAAACGUAAGGGAUUUGGAAGAUUAUGGAGACGUAAAAAUAAAAAAAAAAAUAAAAAAAAAAAUAAAAGAGAAGCACGUAGGAGAAAAAGACAACGUAAACGAGCUGAACGAAAAAGAAAAAAAAAACAAAAGAAACAAUUGAAAAAAGAAAAAAAAAGAAAACAAAAACAAGAAAGGGAAAAAAAACACCUUGAAGGACAAUCUAAUGAGCUAAUUAAACAAGACGAUGAAAUAAAAAAAACGGAACCAAUAGUAACUAACCAAAAUGGAAAUCAAACUUUAAAUAAUAAUUCUCUUAAUUCAAACUUAGCAAAUAAUCAAGGAAUAGAAAAUGAAGACGAAGAAGAAGAUCAUGUAAAUAAAUAUAACGACAACCUUAAUCGCCAUGGAGAAAAUCAAAAAUAUAAUUAUCCUACUCAAAGUAACGAGCAAACAAAUGCUCCUAAAUCGAUAAAUAGUCCAUACUAUAAAGAAAUUGAUAGUAACAUUAAGAUAGUAAAUGUUGCAAAGUUAGAGCAUGAACCGAAGCGUGAAAUUAUUGACAAAAUUAAAAAGGCCCUGGAAGUGCUUCAGUAA